AUGAAGUUCGCACUCCUCGCUUUCACCGUGGCCGCCGCUGCCUUGGCUCAAGACCACAUUGUCCCACCCAAAGUCGCUUGGGGCGAUGAGGCCCCUGUCGACGGCUUCGAAAUCCUCGGGGGCCAGGAAGCCCAAUUGGGCAAGCACCGUUAUGUGGCUGGGCUCAAGAAGUCGCCCAAUGGUGAGACCUUGUGCGGCGGCAGUCUGAUCGCCCCCAAUGUCGUUUUGACAGCGGCGCAUUGUUUGAAAGGUAAACUACGUGCUGUGGUCGUGGGCACGCACUAUUUAACCGGUUUUGCCGACGGAGAACUGGCCAAUAUCACCCAGGAAAUCAAACACCCCAAGGGCACCGACGUGGGCAUCGUAAUCUUGGACCGCAAUAUCACGACCAUCCAACCUGUGGCGGUGUCGUUUGAAUUCGUUCCGGCGGACGUGCUCGCUUGGGUACGCGGCUGGGGACGCGUCACGAGUCGUGCUCGUGCCCCCUAUUCGAAAGUGCUCAAGGAGCUCAGCGUCACGACCUGGAACAACACUGGGGCCUCGGCUGCGUUGUUCCCCAUUAGACUAACCGACACGAUGUUGGGUGCUGGAGGGGUGGAAGGAGAAGACUCGUGUCGCGGCGACUCGGGGGGACCGUUGACCAUCGAAGAAAACGGUACCGUGCGCUUGGUGGGGGUGAUCAGCUUUGGCCGUGGUUGUGGUGUGCACGGCAACCCAGGUAUCAAUGAACGCGCCAGCGCUGCUCGUACCUUUAUUGAACCGUACUUGCCGAAUUAA
Aphanomyces astaci is the source of this 777-nucleotide messenger RNA. RefSeq lists its product as hypothetical. The record is from RefSeq and is a predicted model, not a curated record. Bases 1 to 777 code for a protein of 258 amino acids. The transcript has a single exon. Gene Ontology annotation, biological process: proteolysis. Gene Ontology annotation, molecular function: serine-type endopeptidase activity. Lineage: Eukaryota; Oomycota; Saprolegniomycetes; Saprolegniales; Verrucalvaceae.